AUGAAAGCUCUCAGGAAAAAGGAAUGUAAAGAAGUUAGAAAAUCGAGAAGAGAAGGACAGAUCGAAAUCAACAUAAAAUUUGGUUCCAAGAAGAACUUGCCUGACAUCAAAAUGUCGAGCUUUGAAAUAGUUUCAAUGAUCAUCACAUACAGAAGUAACAGACACAAGUCAAAUAAAUUAAUAUUCUAUAUGUUCGAACCAAUAAUCAAAUCGACAACUUAUUGUUAG
This is a messenger RNA of Clunio marinus, 228 nucleotides long. NCBI's taxonomy places the organism in Eukaryota, Metazoa, Arthropoda, Insecta, Diptera, Chironomidae. The record is from the annotation of a GenBank genome assembly.